ACAGACAGGGGACUGUCAGCUGGUGCCGGAGGAGCUGAGCGACAAGCCAUCAGCGACUGGAAACAGCUGAGGGGGAGACCCUUCCCUGCCAGCCCUGUCCCCUCCCCAGCCCCAAGCAUGCUGCUGAACAGAAUGUCCGCAGACGACCGGCACCUGGUCUCCAGCUGCGGCUCCUUCAUCAAGACCGAGCCGUCCAGCCCGUCCUCGGGCAUCGAUGCCCUCAGCCACCACAGCCCCAGCGGCUCGUCCGACGCCAGCGGCGGCUUCGGCCUGGCCCUGGGCGCCCACGCCAACGGUCUGGACUCGCCGCCCAUGUUCGCGGGCGCCGGGCUGGGAGGCACCCCAUGCCGCAAGGGCUACGAGGACUGUGCCAGCGGCAUCAUGGAGGACUCGGCCAUCAAGUGCGAGUACAUGCUCAACGCCAUCCCCAAGCGCCUGUGCCUCGUGUGCGGGGACAUCGCCUCCGGCUACCACUACGGCGUGGCCUCCUGCGAGGCCUGCAAGGCUUUCUUCAAGAGGACCAUCCAAGGGAACAUUGAGUACAGCUGCCCGGCCACCAACGAGUGUGAGAUCACGAAACGGAGGCGCAAGUCCUGCCAGGCCUGUCGCUUCAUGAAAUGCCUCAAAGUGGGGAUGCUGAAGGAAGGUGUGCGCCUUGACCGAGUGCGUGGAGGCCGCCAGAAAUACAAGCGACGGCUGGACUCAGAGAGCAGCCCGUACCUGAGCUUACAGAUUUCUCCUCCUGCUAAAAAGCCAUUGACUAAAAUCGUCUCCUACCUGCUGGUGGCUGAGCCGGACAAACUCUACGCCAUGCCACCGCCUGGCAUGCCAGAGGGCGACAUCAAGGCUCUGACCACUCUCUGUGAUCUGGCAGACAGGGAGCUCGUGGUCAUUAUUGGCUGGGCCAAGCACAUCCCAGGCUUCUCCAACCUCUCUCUGGGGGACCAGAUGAGCCUGCUGCAGAGUGCCUGGAUGGAGAUCCUCAUCCUGGGCAUCGUGUACCGCUCGCUGCCCUACGACGACAAGCUGGUGUAUGCUGAGGACUACAUCAUGGACGAGGAGCACUCCCGCCUCGCGGGACUGCUGGAGCUCUACCGGGCCAUCCUACAGCUGGUGCGCAGAUUCCAUGUACAUCGAGGAUCUGGAGGCGGUCCAGAAGCUGCAGGACCUGCUGCACGAGGCGCUGCAGGACUACGAGCUGAGCCAGCGCCACGAGGAGCCGCGGAGGACGGGCAAGUUGCUGCUGACGCUGCCCCUGCUUCGGCAGACAGCUGCCAAGGCCGUGCAGCACUUCUACAGCAUCAAACUGCAAGGCAAGGUGCCCAUGCACAAACUCUUCCUGGAGAUGCUGGAGGCCAAGGUCUGAUGGCCUGGCACAAGGACCGACUCCCACCCAAGGACAGACAAACCAGCGGGGAGACCUCCACAGCCACCAGCCUCAACAUUCAAGUCCUGUAUCAUGGCCACGAGCAGUCCCAGAGGAAGGGGCUCCUCGCCUCCUGGCUGUGUGCGGAGUCCUGGGUGCUGUGGGGUAGGGAACGGGGACGGGAGGGCAGGGCGCGGGGCUCAUCUGUAACUGGCUUUUUCUUUGGUAUGUUUUUCCUCCGCCACGGGCAACGCUGAGGCCUGGGCCAGAGCUGACUCCCCUGAGGCUGGAGACCACCGAGGAAGUGCCCCCUCUCCCUGCCAAAUCACCAAGAGGCAGCACUAACAUAACACAUUUCCUAACCCCAUGCCCGACCCCCCUGUCCUCUGUCCAUGGCCUGGGUGGGCAGUGCUUAGCGCCCAGGACUCUGGCAUACUCAAGUGGGGUACCUUCUGGAGGUUUCCCUUUCCCAGAGGGCAGUUACUUUCUUCCAAGGUUGCUGCAUACUCUGGGGUUCUGUGGGGUCCCUCAAGAGGCCCUACGCCUUCCACAGUCCAGACGGCUCCCUCCCUCCAUCCUUCCUCUAGGCUCCCAGGCCCAGCUCACCAUCAGGAGAGUAGCCGCCAGAACUCAGGCGUUUUCCUGGUUACCCCACCCCCUGGUACGUCCCCGCCUGCCUGACACCGCGGCCCCAGGGCCUGUCCUCCCCCUCUCUCCCCCAGGAGCCCUGCUGCUACUUCCUGCCCUACCUCAGAGCUCACUCCCACAGUGGGUUCAGCCAGCCAAGACUUCAGGGCUCGUAGGUGGGAAUGGUGCUGACUCCGAGAAGAGCAGGGCCCAGGCAAGACCCCAGCGCUCCCCCUUCUUCUGGCUUCUCCCACUCCCCGGGGGCGGGUCCAGAGCAGGUAGGCCUUGGGAAGUGAGGGAUAUGCAGGGGCCUGACCCCGUCUGAGGCCACCCUGGGCACUUGAUUCUGGCAGCCCUGGGAGGACCGGGUCAGGAUAGGGAGAGGCCCAAACCAGUCUUUGCGGAGCACAGAAAGGCCCAGAAGCAGAGAUGAGCAGGCGGGGGAACCCUGAAGACAGAGGCUCGGUGGAGGUCCCCAACCUGCCUGAUCUUUCCUGGUAUCCAGGGGCAGCGGACACCGAAGCCCCCUCCCCUGCUUUCCAAGGGCUGGGUGAGUCAGCGCCACAGGAGGGGUUGCUCCUGCCAUCCUUGGACUGAGGAGGUGUAGCGUAGCUCCCUGGGUGCACUUAGAAGACCAGCUUUCUGGCAGGACAACCACUCCGGCCCCCCACCAGUCCUCCAGGCUGCUGUGUAAGGUGACAGCCACCCCAGUUCGCCCAGGACCGGUUCUGGCACUGAAAGUCCAUUUCGCAGGAAACCCCUCAGUCCUGCCCAAAUGGGGACAGUUGGUCACCCAUUUCUGCGAGUGGCUGUGAAAGUUUGUUCUCACCCACUUGUGGGAGGUCGGGGACAGCCUUGAACAUGCCGUCCGGUGCUCACGGGGUUGGCGGAGGACGCUCAGAGGAUCUCCCGAGGAUGAAGGGUUUGAGCAUCAUGGAGAAGCUCUUCCAAUCAGCUGCCUUCUAAAGCAGGGAUAAGAGCACCCCCCUGGGGCACAUCCCUGGGGAAUCCACACACAUUCUAACCCGACCUCUCAUCACUUGGAGAGGCAGGCAGAUCCCACCCACCCGUCACUAGGACCAGGAGGCCAGGUGCCCUCCUCCACAACCUCGCAGCUUUCCAAGGGAAGCAGCUACUGCUGGUUCCACCUCUCCAUCCCCAGACGCCGCUCCUUAUGAACUUUUGCUGGGACGUGCUGAGGUCACCCUAGGCAGGAGGGUUGGCUAGAUCCUAGCAGCUGCUCUCAGAUACCUUCACAUAGAAAAUGUCAGGGGUUCCAAGAGACUUCACAGACCAGCAAAGUGUGCCCCCCCCCCUUUUGCCUGUGGGGACGGCCAGUCACUUGUCAGUCAGCAUUGGAAUGAUCCGGGAUGCUUCAGCCCUAGCUCUCUGUGCAGUCUCCAACCUGGGCGGACAGAUGCACAGGUGCCUCUAAGGGACCAGGGGUAAAACCCAGGCCUAACUUAGCCACUGGAGGCCAUGCCAUGAAGUCUGGACUAGGGAGAUGGCAUGGUGCGAGAACUUGGGGUCUGCUCUGUGGGAGCCUCCCCUAGCCCCUCACUGUGCUGUGUGCUCGAGGAGGUGGGACAGAGGGUCGUACCUCAUCACCCUGUUCUCUGUAGUGUCAUUGCUCAAGCGUGAGGACCCAAGCUGUGAGCUGCGGCAGGGGCUUGUGCACAACUGGCCUUUGUAGUCGAUCUUUUCUAGAAAAAGCAUCUCUGGCUAACAGUGCGGCAACUGGUUUGCGGUGGGUGGGUGUUCUGUACACAGGGCGGCUUUGCCUCGCCGGAUCGCGUACAUCUGCAAGUGUCCCGGCAUCCGAGCCCCUUUAAAGCAAAGAGGGGGCGGUGGUCCUGAUGGCUUGGUGCUAAUGAGAUGGAUUCUGCUGCUGCUGCUGCUUUUACACUUAAAAAACUCCAAUGGCAACAGGAAAUGUAUCAGUAAUGAUGAGAAUUCUGUCCCAUGGGAAAGGCCCUGGUGUGUACUUGAUGGAUCCAUUGGCAUUCAGAGAAAAAGUUUAGGAGCCAACUUCUUAGUUGGAAGUCUAGCCAGCUUUGGGACCUCCCUGGGAAGAGGGGGGGCCCUGACUUAGUGGAAGACGGUGGAGCAAGGAGAGUUUAGGACACCCCAUCCCCCCAAACAGAACAAAACUGAAGUUUACCCACAAAUCCGCUGUUCCUGGAAAAUCUGUAAAGAGGAAAUAGCCCUUCUCAGUUGUACUCUCAUGAUACAGGUCAUUGAAAUGAACCAAGAAAUAAAAUGAAAAAAAUCCAACCGUGGAGAAGGUGGUAUUGGCUGGGUUUUGUUUGGUCCCCAUGUCCUCACCCUUUCUAAAGAUUCUAGACUGGUUUUGUCUCAUGUGAACCUUGAUGGUGGCUCCCAGUUUGGGCAUAGAGGAAACUUCAGUGAUUUCCCAGGGCACAAGUUAAGAAACGAGUAGGAAGACCAGAGUAGGAUGUUGGGUGGGAGGCCAUGGCAGGGCCUUAGAGGAGCCAGAAUCUGCACCCACCUCUGUGUCAGGGGCCUCCCUUCCCUCCAGACUCUCCCCUCCCCCUGCGCAGUUGGCGAAGGUGGAGGGGGGUUGUGGCGAGGGGAAGUAGUGACAAACUUGUGACCAGAAGACAGAGGGGCCCAUGCCCAUGGAAGAGCACCAAAGAAAAGCACUAUGUGGAGAUUGUUUUAUUUUCUAAUAAUGAUAAUAUGGCUGGAAUGGCUUCUUAAGAUGUAUAUAUUUUUUAAAAUGGCGGUCCCUCAUUGCAUCACCCACCUGUACGUACUUCCACCUCUGUAUGUGUUCUCCCAAACACCCUAGGAUGCUUCCAUCCUGGUCCCAUGUAUCUGGAAUCUAAUAAAUAAGGAACGGCC
This is a messenger RNA of Balaenoptera musculus (blue whale), 4858 nucleotides long. It is a transcript of the gene ESRRB, whose product is annotated as estrogen related receptor beta. The coding region runs from base 118 to 1623 and encodes 501 amino acids. The record is from RefSeq and is a predicted model, not a curated record. NCBI's taxonomy places the organism in Eukaryota, Metazoa, Chordata, Mammalia, Artiodactyla, Balaenopteridae. Gene Ontology annotation, molecular function: steroid binding; zinc ion binding; sequence-specific DNA binding. Gene Ontology annotation, cellular component: nucleus. Gene Ontology annotation, biological process: regulation of DNA-templated transcription. The transcript is spliced from 7 exons.